Messenger RNA from Mytilus trossulus (common blue mussel), 6148 nucleotides. RefSeq names its product kinesin-like protein KIF19. Gene Ontology annotation, molecular function: microtubule binding; microtubule motor activity; ATP binding. NCBI's taxonomy places the organism in Eukaryota, Metazoa, Mollusca, Bivalvia, Mytilida, Mytilidae. The transcript is spliced from 20 exons. Bases 234 to 3077 code for a protein of 947 amino acids. The record is from RefSeq and is a predicted model, not a curated record. Gene Ontology annotation, biological process: microtubule-based movement.
UCGACACGUUAGUUUUGUUGUGUACCUUACGGAAAGUCAAACAAAUCGUUUUAAAUUGAUAUAUUGAUAAUGUCACGGUUUAAAUUUAUUUUGAAAAAUGUGACAAGCAGUUGUUAGACUUUGAUUUAACUGCUUGGUGGGAUCUAAAUAUCAGUUCUGUUAAUAAUUAUAUUACUUAGGAUGGAAUAUACCUGAAAAAUACAUAUAUAGGAAUAAUUUCAUGGUCAAUUGCCAUGGCGCAGCCUGCAAAUGACACCAAAACGACUACGAAAGGGGGAGGGGAACAAAACCUAACGGUAGCUUUAAGGAUACGACCUCUGAACGAAGAUGAAAAUUACAAUGGAGCAAAAAGUAUUGCACAUAAAGUACAAGCGAAGAUGGUUGUACUUAUGGAUCCUAUGGAAGAUCAUGACGAUGUCCUCCGAGCAAACAGGUCUAGAGAAAAACAGUUUGUUUUUGAUUGUACAUUUGACAGCAAUGCCUUACAGGAUGAAGUUUACAAGAAUACAACGAGAUCUUUGCUGCCAAAUAUCAUUAAUGGUUACAAUGCUACAGUGUUUGCUUAUGGAGCAACUGGUGCAGGAAAAACAUACACCAUGUUGGGCACAGAUGAUGAACCAGGAAUCAUGGCCCGGGGACUUAACGAUUUGUUUGUAGAGAUGGACAGAACAAAAGAAGAAAUGAAAUACAAAGUCUCUAUGUCUUAUUUGGAGAUAUAUAAUGAAAUGAUUCGAGACUUGUUAAAACCAUCAUCAGGUAUCCUUGACCUUCGGGAAGAUGCCAAGGGUGGUGUCCAGGUGGCAGGUCUAUCUGAGGUCACAACAAGGUCAACAAAUGAGGUUAUGGAUAUGUUAUUCCAAGGAAACAAAGAGAGAACUCAGGAACCUACUGCUGCAAAUAAAACUUCUUCCAGAUCUCAUGCCGUCCUCCAAGUCAUUGUCAAACAACAAAACCGAGUACGAAAUACGGUGCAAGAAGUACGAGUCGGCAAAUUAUUUAUGGUUGAUUUAGCUGGAUCAGAAAGAGCAGCCGCCACACACAAUAGAGGCAAACGUAUGGUAGAGGGUGCACAUAUAAACAGGUCACUAUUGGCUCUUGGAAACUGCAUCAAUGCUUUAAGUGAUAAAAAUGGACACAAGUAUAUUAACUACAGAGACAGUAAACUAACAAGACUACUUAAAGAUGCAUUAGGUGGAAACUGUAAAACUGUGAUGAUAGCCCAUAUCAGUCCAGCCUCCUCACAAUUUGAGGAGUCCAGAAAUACACUGGUGUAUGCAGAUCGAGCAAAACACAUCAAAACAAAGGUUAGAAGGAAUGUGACUGAUGUAUCCUAUCAUAUAGCCCAGUACACAAACAUAAUCCAGGAGUUAAGGGAGGAGAUAGGACGACUGAGAGUUAAACUCAAUGAUAAGACCACGUCUGUCAGCCUUCAUGGAGGAUCGUCUAUACAGGCUGUACAAGCUCAAGUACUAGAAGCAAAGAGGAACUUAGAUAAAGUAGAACUAAACAAACUGAAGGAACAACUUUUAAUAUCAUUUAAAGAUCAGAUGGAAUUAAGAAAAAGUUUAAUGGAACUGAACAAUGCCACAAUGGAGAUUAGCUUAGAGACGAAUCGUAACCAAAUGAUAAUUACUGAAUGGCAAGCAGAAAGAGCAAAGUCAUCAUUACGGAAAGAAGGUGGUGAUAAUGCAGGACAAAUUUCCAAAUCUAUGGAACUGGCUGGUAUAGGAUCAGAUGAGGUAGUUGAGCCAGAGGAAGUUAAAGUUGCAAGGGAUGAAAUCAAAGUUUUACAUGACGAAAAAUACAGAACAGAGAAAAUCAGAACCACAGUGUAUAAGGAACUUGAACAGGCUAAAUCAAAAACAAGAAAACUAGAAGAGACUGUACCUCAGAAGAUAAGUGACGAAGACCAGACAGAGAUAGUCAUGUUGAUGUGUAAAGUACAUGAACUUGAAAUAGAAAAUACAGAGGGACAGUCCGCCUGUCUGAUCAGAGACUUUCAAAUCAAGAAGAAAGAUAUGGUUAUUGUAAGGUUUCGUCAACACAGAACUCUCUGUGAUGAGAUCAUCAGAAAACAGAAAAUUUUGUUAGAAGAGAACAAUAUACCUUUUACAAGGGAUUUAGAGGAACUUAUGGAAUUGUAUAAGUUAGAGAAAGAGGAUCGUAUGUUGUUCAGUGAGGAGACACUUCUAAAUCUUACCCCAGAAUACAGAAGCAAGGUACCAUCAGUAGCUAGUACACGACUGUAUGGUGAUGGAGAAACAGAUCAUAUGAGUGCUUUAACGGAGGAGGAAGAUCAUAGAAGAGGAAAGAAAAGUGCGAAAAGUGAGGACAAGCUCUUUUCCCAGAGUGCUCAGGCUAGGAGGAUAAAAGAAGGAACUUUAUCUGGAAUUUGGAGAAAUAAUUCUAAUGUGAGUGGUCCUGAUGACCCUCCUCUUACACCAACUCCUAGAAUAACUCCUGGGGAGAAAACAGAUAGGACUGUUAUCGCAACUGGUACUAGAAACAUUGCUGCUUUGGCAGCCAAAAAACGGACGAUAAUUGAACAAAAAUAUGGCGAUACAAAGUCAUUAUAUAGACCUAACAGUGAAAAAGACUUGACGAACGAUAGUUAUUUAUCGCAAAAUAUGUUAGCUAAACAUAAUAAGAAAUUUUCGGAUACGACUUUACCAAUGAUUAAAGAUCCAAGUGAUGAUAACUUAUCACAUAAUACUAAAAAUAGUUCUUUUUCUGAUAGUACACUUCCACCAAUCAGACAAGGUCAGAAGAAUUCACUUCAAAGAGAGGCUGAUCUAAAGAAAAAUAGAAGAACUCGUGGAAAUGAACUGGGUUACUCACAACAGUUUGGACGAGGGAGGAGACUGAGUGAAAAAAGCAACGUCAAUACUGCCCGCACAGGAGAUAGAGACUUGUUGUCACCUGUAGGGUACAGAAACAAAACAAAGAGACAGGGAUACAGAGAUUCAUCCAAUGCAAGUACGCCUAAAAGGAAAUCAAAAUCAAAGAAAAAUGUUCCCACAAUUCCAUCAUACAGACAAGGGGACAUAACCAUCACUGGAUUUGCUGUACCAAGGUGAUGGGAGACAACUCUUGCCAAAUAAGAUAAAUAAUUACUGCUGGUUGCUGAACCCUGCUCAUCAAUGCAACAAUUUAUACAAUUUCAGUUAUAGACAUGCAUUUAAUAUGUACUUCAGGCAUAUUUGGUACCUUUCUUAAUCAAAUUUGUCCAAAGAAGGUUGUAAAAAUUGAUGUUAUUAUUAUAUUAAGUUUAACUACACAAAAACAUAUAAAACUGCAUAGUUUGUGCAUGUUGAAAGUGAGAGACUUUCAUCAUUUUAAUCAUGAUAGGAAUUUGUGAUCUUAAGAUUAAUUGUUGCCUCUCAAUUAUUUAACAGUUAAUAGUUUAAUUGACAGAAAAGGUGUUUUUAAAUUGCUAAAGGUAUAUGCCUAUAGAGAAGUAAUUUAUCAAUUGAGUCUGAUGGUUACAACUUUUGAUAUAACUUUUAAUCAUAUGAAGAUUAUGUCUAACGUAAUAAUUGGUAUAUAUGUAAAAUUAUCAUUAUGAGUCAUUUUGUCAUAUGAGAAAAGCAAUUCAAAAAUACUCUCAAAAUAAGUUCUCCAGUUGUGUUAUAUUUUCAGAAAUGAUGUUAUUUAUUGUCUUCUUAUAAUCUUUACUUUAUAAAACGCAUUUUAGCAUUUUAAUCAAAUUAAUUGUUUUGAAUAAAGCCUUUAUUUUUUUUUAAUUUUAGCAGUAUUAUCCUACUACUAAAAUGAAAAUGCUUCUUAUUUUGAAAAAAAAAAAUGUUUGACUUUGAAAAGGCUGAUAUGUGGUUAAAUCUCUAUUAUUACCACAAUGCAUCAUAAUUUAUUUGUAUUGUCUGUACUGUUACAUGGUAUUAGUCUAUGCUGUAACUGUUUCAAUCUGAACAUUUUGUAUUUGUUCUUUUAAAAGUGUCAAUACUAAUUUCUAUAAGUGCUAGAUAGUAUUUUGUAUGACUAAGGUUACUAUGUAAAAAGUAUCCAAUUAUUGUAAUUUUUGCAUUAUUUUUGUAUUUUAUCAUGUUGUUAAUUUAUAUUUUGUUAUUUGUUUAAACAUUGUUUUGUAUGUAAUUCGUAAUUGCAUUGUGAAUUCCAAAAUUUAUGACUGCACAUUAAGCUUGACUUGAAAGCAUUUUGUUUUCUUUAGAAGUUCUGAACCAGUUUUUAACAGAGAAAUCAUGGCUGUACUUCAGUUUAUUUACAUGUUGCACUUAUUACAACUGUUAGUCAGUUCUGUUAUAUGAGGUAAGAACAGAUAUAUGUUGCAUUUGAAAUUUUUGUUUCGUUCACUGUUCAAAUGCACAUUUUUUCCUGUUCUAGGAUGAAACUUGAUGUGGCAAUUACAUAAAGUCUAGCAACAUGGUUACAUACACUAAAGGCUUACUGAAAAUAUGAGAGACUUUCAUAAUGUUCAUAGGGUGAGGUGCAGAAGAACCUAUUUUGGGGAAUUGUUGAAUUGCCAAAUAGUCAAGAAUGUGGGAAUUCAGGAUCUUAUUAUAUUGUGAUGCAGGUAGGGAAUCAUUGUUUAGGCAUUUAUUAUCACUGGAUGAGAGUCAUGAGAAUGGGGACAUAUAUUUGAAACCCCCCUUUUCUCCUAGGUUUUGAACCACUUUUUUUAAAAAUGGCUGAAUCUGCCCUUGUACAUGUAAUACUCAUCUGGCGUCUCAAAUGUACCAACUUGUAUAUAUGUCUGGAGUCCAUUGUUGCUAGGUUUUCUAUUUCAUCUGAUAUUAAAUUCUUACAAUUUGCUUCCAUAAUUGUUAAUUUCUGUGUUAUGUGUUUAUAAUUUAAUUGUUAGAUUUUGUAUAAGUAUGUAAAAAUGCGAUCUGUGAUACAAUUUAUCUGUGGGUAUACAUCCUUUACAAAUAAUAGUUAUGAUGUUGAGGUGUUCCUUAAAUUAGUUCUUUGUUGGAUCUCAGAGGUUGAAAAUGAUUGCAUGUGCAUGUAUAAACUAGGAACAGUGGGAUGUAGGUUUUAACAAGGGAACAUGUAUGAUUGAAAUACUAGGCAUUCAUAAAUAUGUAUAUCCCAGGGUUCCAGUUUUAUUGGAAUAAGGGGGGGGGGGGGGGAAAUAUUCCAUGAUUAUUACAAAUUCUGAAUUCAUGUCUAUAGAAAGUUUGUUCUUUAGGCUACACUUAAAUUUCUUAGACUAUCUUUGCUUGAGAAAUCCAUGAAUAUGAUCAACAGUUCUUUUUAUCAUAUUUAGUCUACUAUAUAUAGUAUAUAAUUUAAAAUAUGAUAUAUUUAACGCCAGGGAUUUCAUUAAAAGAAAAGCAGAAGGGAACAUUUUGAACCUUUGAGAUGAAAAAACUAUAUCCAACAAAGAAUAUUUUAAGGAAAGGUGUAUUGAGUAUUCAUCUAAAUGUAUGCUUAUCAAUUCAAAGACUUCAAUUAAAAACUGGAUUUUUUACCAGUAAAUCAGUGAAAAUUGAUGUAUAAUAUUUUAUGAUGAAUUCACAAUUGCCUAUAUUUUUGUACAUCUAGUCGUUUGUUUUAGUUAUUUAUUAGUUUUUACAUUGUUACAUUGUUACAUGGUAGUUUUGUUUUUCUACAUUCUAGGUGAUAUUAGAUUUGUAAAUUGUCUCAUGUUUUCUAUUCCAAUGUGUACCCAAUUUAUUUUAUAUGUCAAUGUACGUUUCCCAGAGGGAAAAUUUGGUUUAUAUGUGUUUCUAAUUUAAAUUGGCAAUGUGAUUACUUAUUAUUCCUGAUGGAAGGUUUAAAAAAAAACUUGAGGAAGUCUGUUUCAAAAAAUGAUCUAAAGGGAAAUCCAUCAUCUAAAAAUUCUCCCCGCCCCAGCGGCAUACCUGAUGAUAGAUUAGUAUAAACAUUGAUAAUGUAAAAAUCAUUUGGCAUUGUUGCUAUUCUAAAAGGUUUAAAUUAAGACAGGUAAUGUGACUCAUUGUGUGUGACUGUCUGACUGUUAAAAGUUACAAUUUUCCUAAGUCUUUUUUCAAAAUUUACAGUUAUGAAGCAGUCGUUACUUUUUAAGAAACAUUUAGACCCCCAAUUUUGGUGGGAGAUGUUUCGGCAUGUCUUUUUUUAUCAUUAUGUUUCUACUGUUAAAUUUCACAAGUUGAUUAAAACUUUGAUUGAAAUUUUUAAUUAUAUU